AUGUACAAUAGAAGACCGGAGUUUCGGGAGUAUACCGGUCCCCGAACGGGAAGCUAUCAAGUUCUUGAAGAAAUUGGAAGGGGCUCGUUCGGCUCCGUCCGUAAGGUUAUACACCUUCCAACCAACAAGGUUUUGGUUCGCAAGGAAAUAAAAUAUGGACACAUGAAUUCUAAGGAGCGCCAACAAUUGAUAUCAGAAUGCGCAAUUUUAAGCCAGCUGAAGCACGAACACAUCGUGGAGUUUUACGAAUGGGACUCAGACAAGGACGUUCUGUACUUCUACAUGGAAUACUGCAGUAACGGGGAUCUUUCGCAAAUGAUAAGCUUUUUUAAGAAGCAGCGAAAAUAUAUACCCGAAAAAAUAGUAUGGAGUAUAAUGGUGCAGAUCCUAAUUGCGUUGUACCGCUGCCACUAUGGAGCUGAUCUUGCACCGCUCGAAACAAUCUACGACAGGACGAAACCUCCUGUAAAAGGGUCUAAUAUUGUUAUUCACAGAGAUCUAAAGCCUGGAAACAUAUUUCUUAGUACAGAGAGGGUUCCAGAUCCAUUAGCAGCUCCCCAAACUCUUGACUAUAGCAAAGUUUCUGUUAAGUUGGGAGAUUUUGGCCUUGCAAAGGCUCUAGGGGCAAGUGUAGAGUUUGCCACCACAUACGUGGGGACGCCAUACUAUAUGUCUCCAGAGGUUUUGAUGGACCAGCCUUAUUCACCUCUAAGUGAUAUUUGGUCCUUGGGCUGCGUGAUCUAUGAAAUGUGUACGUUGAGGCCCCCAUUCCAGGCUAAAACAUACAGCGAACUCCAAAGGAAAAUCAAAGCGGGUAACUUUGACCGCAUCCCGGAAUACUAUUCAGACGAGCUACAGAAACUAAUAGAGUCCUGCAUAGACCCAAACCUGCGAACUCGCGCCUCCACAUACUCUUUACUACAAGACCCUCAGCUUCGAGUUGCCAGAAAAAGCCUUCAGCUUGAAAGAUUUGAAGAUAACUUGAUGGAUUAUGAAAAGGAAUUAAUGAACAUUGGUGAUAUUUUAGAGCGGCAAGCCGGCGAAUACGAAGCAGAAUUGGCCGUCAUUAAGUACCAAUACCGCAAAGAGUUUGAUGCUGCAGUUGAGCAACGCGUGAGGGAAGUUUUGAACGGAAAGAAAGUUACUGGCACGCCUGAGAUAAUGGCAGGGAGGAAUCACUUGCAUAGACCUGACUAUCAUUGGCGUGUGAAAGGAAGGUAA
Lachancea thermotolerans CBS 6340 is the source of this 1221-nucleotide messenger RNA. It is a transcript of the gene KIN3, whose product is annotated as serine/threonine protein kinase KIN3. Gene Ontology annotation, biological process: protein phosphorylation; chromosome segregation. Gene Ontology annotation, cellular component: centrosome; cytoplasm; nucleus. Lineage: Eukaryota; Fungi; Ascomycota; Saccharomycetes; Saccharomycetales; Saccharomycetaceae. Gene Ontology annotation, molecular function: ATP binding; protein kinase activity. Bases 1 to 1221 code for a protein of 406 amino acids. The record is from RefSeq and is a predicted model, not a curated record. The transcript has a single exon.